Dermacentor silvarum is the source of this 1261-nucleotide messenger RNA. RefSeq names its product acanthoscurrin-1. Bases 131 to 1039 code for a protein of 302 amino acids. Lineage: Eukaryota; Metazoa; Arthropoda; Arachnida; Ixodida; Ixodidae. The record is from RefSeq and is a predicted model, not a curated record. The transcript is spliced from 3 exons.
GUGGGCCUAAAUCUACCCGGCACGCCUUCUACCUCAUUGUGCGACAAGGAAGGCGAAUGCAUAUAAAACAAGGGCCGCAUCUGCCCUCUAGUCACCAGUCGUCACCAGUCCUCCCAGAGCCAUCACCGCCAUGAAGCCACUGUGCGUUGUCGUCCUGCUGGCGCUGUGCGCCAUCGCCGCUGCCAAGAAGAAGGAGAAGGUCGAGGGCCGUGGGGCUCUACUCGGAGCUGGAGCGGGUGGCUGCUGCCCCUGCACCGGUGGCCUUGGAGUCGGUGGCGUCGGCCUAGGCAGCGGUCUCGGCAGCGGCCUCGGUGGAGGCAGCAGCUACAACAGCGGUAGCUACAGCUCGGGCUACGGCUCUGGUGUUGGCGCGGGUGCCGGACUUGCAUCAGGCGCCGGACUUGCCUCAGGUGCUGGACUUGCCUCGGGUGCCGGACUUGCCUCAGGUGCUGGACUUUCCUCGGGUGCUGCACUUGCUUCUGGUGCUGGUCAUGCUUCGGGUGCCGGACUUGCCUCAGGUUCUGGACUCGCCUCGGGUGCCGGACUUGCCUCAGGCGCCGGACUUGCCUCAGGCGCCGGACUUGCCUCAGGCGCCGGACUUGCCUCAGGCGCCGGACUCGGUGCUGGGGCUGCUGGUGCUGGCCUCGGAGUUGGAGGAGCUGGUGUUGGAGCUGGCGUCCCUCUGGCCAGCCCCGGAGUAGGCCUUGGUGUUGGCGGAGUUGGUCUUGGAGGUGGCCUUGGAGGUGGCUUCGGAUCAUCCUCGGGCUACUCUGGCUUCAAGCAGGGCUCUGGAUUCAACAACCAGGCAGGAGCGAAUAAGGCCGGUCAGGGAAGCUUUGCCUACAACGUCGGCGGCUCGGAUAGCAACAAGUACGGCCACAGUUCCAGUUACGGAGACUCCAAGAGCUUCGGAAAGAGCGCAAGCGAGGGCUUCAACCGCGCCGCGGGUCAGGGAAGCCACGGUAGCUCGUUCAACAAGGCCGCCGGGGGAUCUGGAGCCCAGAGUUCCAGCUCUGGCAGCAAGGUUGUCUCUGGUUAAGCACUACAAGCGACGCCUGUGAUUCUUGUGCCCCUCCUUAACACUCAGAUGGUUGCUGAACGGCUGGACAACAACGGCUUGAAGAUUUAAAGUUUAUAGAUGCAGGAGAAGUGAUAGGGUGUACCGCAUAGUGAUACCUUUUUUUAUGUAAAGAAGUUUGUUUGUUCAUCCAAUGAAAUGCUGCCCUGCAUCAAUAAAGAGCCAUAUGUUACUAUAAAAGAA